AUGAACAUGGCACCGAUUCGAUUCGUGUUGAAGCCAUCGAGUAAGAAACGGCGACGCUGGGAGAGUGGCCCCUCGGACGAGAAGGAGAAGAGGAAGGCGUUGGUAUGCAGCGUAUUUGACAGCAUAGGAGAGAAGCAGGUGCGGGAAGAAGAAUGUGGUGAUGAUGGGCGUGGAGUGGAGCGUCGAGUGGCUUUGCUUGAAGAUGUUCGGACGAAAGUAGAGCGGCUGAAAGGGGAAGGCAAUACGCUUGCGGAAGCUGGACGAUAUCGGGCGGCAAUGAGAAGAUGGCGAGAAGCUCUGGGUGAGGACCCAAGGAAUGCUGCGCUGUAUGAGCUACUGGCCCAGGCUUCGAUGGCGCUGUACGAGGACUUCGAGGCGGUUUUGUUUGCACGCAAAGCGACCGACUUGGCGCCAACGUGGAGUGACGGAUUCCUGACUCUCGCUCGGUGUCAACUCAAUUUUGGCGAGUUGACACUCGCUCUUGAAGCUCUUCAUCGAGCCGUUGAGCUGGAUGGUGGAGUAUGGACAGACGAAAUGGCAUCUGAUCGUCGGGAGAUUGACAAGCGACUGGCGAAGCAGGAACAAAUACUGCGUAAACGCGACGAAGAGGCGGCACGGGAAGUUGAGCUGGAUAAACUGCAGGUGAUUUCGUGUUUCAAACAUUUGACUCUUCGAGCCAAAACGGGACGCAGUCUCGAGGGAAGCAAAUAA
Molecule: messenger RNA, 711 nt
Organism: Peronospora matthiolae
Lineage: Eukaryota; Oomycota; Peronosporomycetes; Peronosporales; Peronosporaceae
Source: the annotation of a GenBank genome assembly